Schistosoma mattheei is the source of this 2732-nucleotide messenger RNA. The record is from the annotation of a GenBank genome assembly. NCBI's taxonomy places the organism in Eukaryota, Metazoa, Platyhelminthes, Trematoda, Strigeidida, Schistosomatidae.
GAAGCCCUUAUGGAGGUUUAAAGGCAGAUUUGAGAAACAGUGACUCCAUUUACACCAUUCAGCGUUUAAUAUUUGGUAGGAUAGAGCGUUUCGUUGUCGCGGUGAAAACGUCAAGUACGCUACGAUCAAGUUCCAAGUCAUAGAUGGUUGAUAAGGACGAAGUUUCAGCUACCCAGGAUAUAGAAACGCACCAUGACAGCAAACAAAAGAAGAAACGCACUAAAUUAAUAGAUUUGACACUUAAAGAACUUCCUCAAAAUGCUUCAAGCGAUGUCAAGUUUGAAUAUAUAUGUCAGAAAUACUAUGAACUUUAUCAAAAUCAGAAGGAAAACUCUUCAAAAAACAAACAGUUUGAGCAGAGUAUACAACAGGUGCGUGUUGAACGUGAUCAACUCCAGAAUGAACGUAAUCGUCUAAUUCUACAAAAGGAUAAACUUGAAACUUUAUGCCGUGAAUUACAAAAACAAAAUAAAAUCAUUCAGGAAGAGAGCUUGUCACGUGCACGUAUUGAAGAUGAAAAACGUCGAGAAGUUUCAGAUCAUUUUCAAACGAGUAUAACAAGUAUCCAAAAUCAAUUAUGUGAAUAUCAGUCGAAAAAUGUGGAAUUACGCAAGGAGAAUCAAGAAUUAGCUGAUAAAUUGGGUGAAUUUAUUAAACAGCAUGAGAAACGUGAAGAACAUGUAGAUAAACUUAUUGAAACACGUAGUUUAGAAUUGAAAUUAUCUGAAGCAAAAUUAAACAAAGCACACUGUUUACUGGAUCAGGAAAAAGCGAAAAGUCAACAGAAAAUUCUUGCAUUAGAAGAGGAAGUGAAAUAUUUGAAGAAUCGUUUAGAAAUUCAAAAAACCAUCGAAGACAAAUUAAAAGAACAGAUUGUAUUCUAUAAAGAGAAAUAUCAAUCAUUCAAUAAAACAAUGUCAGAUAGUCGGAAAAUGUUUGAUACUGCUAAAGAGGAAAUGGAGAAGCUUGGUAAACGUAUUCAAUUAAGUGAGAGUGAAGCCGUUGCAUGGCAAGGUAAAUGGGAAGUUAGUCAACGUAGUUUGUUGGAAUUAGCUGAACAGCAUAAAAAAGAAAUGUCAGAAUCAUUGAAUGCCAAGAAACAAGUAGAAAAACUUGGUGGAUUAUGUAGAGCUUUAAAAGAUCAAUUGAAUGAAUUAAGAAAACAACAACAAUACCAGAAAGAAUCACAAAAAUUGGAAGAUAAACAAAAUGAACAAGAACUGACCUCUGCUGUCUCUCCCACUACUUGUUGUCGUGAUCAUCCGGGUGAUGAUCAUCAUCUUCAUGAGGCAGAAAAGACAAAGGGAAAAACUGUUGAAAAUUCAAUGGAAGAUUCCAAUUUAAUUCAUCAAAAUAAUCAUGAUAAUACUAAUCUAAAUUGUAGUACAAUAAAUCAAUCAGAUUUUCAUGGUAAUAAUACACAUAAAAUGGAUGGAAAUGUUGAACUAUCUACAGCAACAAUGACGAAAAUUGGAAAGAAUAGUUCCACACAGAAUGAAUCCAGUUGUUCCUCAAAUUCAUUAAUUCACUGUACAGAUAGUAUGAAUAAAUUAAAAUUAGAUUAUAAUAUUACUGAAGAUGCGACAUCAUCAUGGAAUUCUGAAAAUCCAAUCACUGAAUAAUGAUAAAUACAAUACACUGGGUGAGGGAAAACGAAUAAGUCGUCUUACCUAUUAUUCGGCGAAGUCAAUUGUUUGGAUAAAGAAAUCAAAUCACAACAAAAACGAAGUGUUGAUUUUCCCUCAUACCUAUGUGUGUGUGCGCGGACGCUUUCAAAAUUACCCCCCCACACACACACAAAUAAACAAAUAAAUGCAGCUGUAGUUUUUUUUCCCAUUUGUAACUUAUCCAACAUCUUUGCUUGUAUUCCCUUACCCUUAAUGCAUUUCAAUUACUUCUUGUAUUCCCAUUUACUUGUUUAUCAACUAGUUCAUUUCACACACUAUCCAGAAUGAAAUGUCUUCCAUAUAUUAUUGAUAAGUAGGUUUUGUAUACUCUGACUGGGAACACUUUAAAAAUCGAUCCUCUUUUUUUUAAUUUUAAAAUCCCUGGUUACUUCAACUUUAACCGAUUACUUUUGUUUACUUUAAAUACAUUUUAAUUUUCAGUCACUUUUAUUUCACAUAAAAUAGUUUCUAUGAUACAUAUAGCAACAAGAAGAAAUCAUAAUACAAUAAUAAUAACAUUGUUUAGGUUUCUUUUCAAUCUCUUAUUCAUUCCUAUCUUGUUUACUUCUCAAUCAUCUCUGUGUUUACUACUUAUUUAAUUAAUGUGCCUUAUAAGUAGUAGAUGUAACACCAGUAACAUUAGUAUACAUUACACUGUUGUUAUUAUCUGUUGUAGUAACAAUAAUGAUGUAAUCGACAACAUAUCCUUAGAUUGUUUGUCUCUUUUUCAAAGAUAAUAUUUAACACUAUUAUUACUGUUAUUAUUAGUAUUCUAUAUAAAUGCUGUGUGCAAGAACUUUGAUUAGUUUGUUGUGUUUUAUACUGACUACUAUACAUAAAUAUAUGCCUAUCCACCCGUUACCAAUCUUCCAGGACAUAUGCACGCACACAUACGCAUUCCAGCUUAUUUAGCAUUUUAUUCAUAGAAGGCUAUAAGUGAAGUGUUUGUGUGUACGUGUUGGUUGUUGGUAAAACUUCUUUAAAACAAAGUUAUCCAUUCAUCUCAGUGAUGAUACAUUUUGCUUGUAUUUACUAUUGUUAUGGUAAAUAAUAUACAUUUUUACC